GUAGAACGCAGCGCGGACGUGGCGGCGGCGGCGGCGGCGGCGGGCCCGGGACUUCCGGUGGCGCGCCUCACGUGAUCCGCGCCGGAAGUGCAUUUCUGGUCUCCCGGGCAACAGCCCCUCCCGCCCGCGCCCCUUCGGUCUCCUCACAGGAAAUAGGUCCAUGUUCGCCCACCGCCCGAGAUCAGCAAGCUGCGAGCCCACGAGCUCCACCAUCCCCUUAGGAGAAAAGCUGCUGUUCAGUCCAGGAAGACGUGUGCCAUAAGAGAGUAGGAGACACUCCCAAAGAGAUUCAGUGCCCAUUUGGUCUUCCACCAUCACAGAUGGCAGCAAUGGCGGCAGCCUGGAAAACUACGGAGCCUUGGUUUUCUCAUCCCGUAUACGCAAGAUACUGGCGACACUACCAUCAGGCGAUGGCCUGGAUGCGAAGCCACCAUAAUGCCUACAGGAAGGCCGUGGAGUCUUACCUCACCGGCCCGUGGUUCUUGCCUCCUGCGGCUCUCCCCAGAAGCUCUUACGCUGACAAGGCCGGGUCUCCUUGGCCCCCUCGUGACCGCCCCCCAGCCCCCCCGGACUCGCGCCGCGGCCACUCACAUACUAGAAGGUCCGGGCAGCGUCCGCGGGCCUGCGCGACAGAAGAGCGGGCUCGGCCCGCAGAGGAGGAGGCAGACAGCGAGUCGGACGGGGGCGUGGAGUGCGACGUGAGCAACAUGGAGAUCACCGAGGAGCUGCGCCAGUACUUCGCAGAGACCGAGCGGCACCGGGAGGAGCGACGGCGGCAGCAGCAGCUGGACGCCCAGCGCCUGGACGACUACGUGAACGCCGACCACGGCCUGUACUACUGCACCCGGCGCUCGGUGGAGCCCCCCUCCGAGAGGCCCGGCGAGCGGCGCCAGGCCGAGAUGAAGCGCCUGUACGGGGACAGCGCCGCCAAGAUCCAGGCCAUGGAGGCCGCCGUGCAGCUGAGCUUCGACAAGCACUGUGACAGGAAGCAGCCCAAAUACUGGCCGGUCAUUCCGCUCAAGUUCUGAGCCCGGGGCGCAGCGUGCCCAGCCAUCACCCCCUUCCCCUCCCGCGCAUCUUCUCAGGGAAAUGUCUCUCAGCCCGAGAAAAAGGCAUGUUCACCAAAGUCCCAGGGGGCCCACCACAGGGGUAACACGUCGGCCGCUUGAAGUCGGCGAGAGGGAUACUGUCGCCAACAUGAAAGAUUUUCUUUUGGCCUAAAGUGAUGAUUUCAUGUAGAUUAUACUUGGUUUUGAGGUUGAUAUUCGGUUCAUUAAAGUCCUCUUUUUGCCACUG
Messenger RNA from Leopardus geoffroyi (Geoffroy's cat), 1296 nucleotides. RefSeq names its product gem nuclear organelle associated protein 8 (gene GEMIN8). The coding region runs from base 321 to 1028 and encodes 235 amino acids. Gene Ontology annotation, cellular component: SMN complex. The transcript has 5 exons. The record is from RefSeq and is a predicted model, not a curated record. Lineage: Eukaryota; Metazoa; Chordata; Mammalia; Carnivora; Felidae. Gene Ontology annotation, biological process: spliceosomal snRNP assembly.